AUGCCGCGCGGGUACCCCAACCCCAAACCGCCCUCUGCGUCGUUGCGCAAGCCCGAUGGCAAGGUGCGGCGCUUCUUCUCGAAAGUAACCCCACUCCCGCCAUUUUUGCAGGUAGCCGCUGUACCCUCGUCACCACGCCCAAUCACAAGUGAACGGGUCCUCGCUGCGCUGCAGCCCGACUCGGAAGUCGUGGACGCUGCCAAGACCUUUGUGAAGGAGAAGAUGGGUGACGACAAGUAUGAGGUGGUGGCCGACAAGCCUCCCGUCACGCGGACAGCGACGACAACCGGCGCUGUCAUCAGGAAGCCUAUCCCCCCCGGCAAACUGGCCGCCGUGAAGCCUGCAACUGCAAAGGUCCCUGGUCGCAGAGGUCGGCCGCCUGGGAAACUGCACAAUGUUUUAUCUGCGAAAACCGUUGUCAAACGAUUGACGGGUGGCGCACAACUCAGAGGGACGGUCGCCUCACGGUUGAAGGUGAACGCGCGCACGAGACAGAAGGAGGAGCCGGUGACUCGAAAGAGCACAUUGCGAUCGCACACAACGCCACAUGUGACCGAUUCCACACCAGCUCCGCCGUCAGCUGUCUCCCCUCCUGUGCCGUCCGUGUCCAGCUCCAGCACAGCCCCUGCCGCCGAGGUCACGCCUGUCCCCACGAUCAAGUUAUCCCUCAGUCUCAAUCCCGGGUCGGGUGCUGAGGGCAUCACUGUCGGCUCGCAGGAAGUCAGAGAGGCCAACCCAGCUAAGCGCAAGGAGUAUAUGGGGGCAGGGCUAUACUGCCAAGACGAAGACCCACCUGAGGAGGCGCAGCUUGUCGAGCGCGUUCUGCACCACAAGGGAAUACGGAAGCCUGGUCGACCUCGCAAAUCCAUUCAGUUUCUACCACCGAUCCCCACCCCCGAAGGCAUGGAGCCGUCGUUCCCACCAUUUCCACUCGACCACGGUUAUCGGAUGUUUUUUGACAAGGAGGUUGAGUUUCGGCUGCCUUACAACAUCAUGUGGGAACGUAACAGUGGCGCACUGGACGGUAAGAAGCGCCCGCCAUCGUUUGGAAAGCUUAGAACAAACCAGUUUGUGGAACGGUCCAAGCGCGUGGCAGAGCGCGCCGUCUGCAAGUGCGAUCCCAGCUCGGACUGCGGUGACAACUGCAUGAACAGACACAUGAACUAUCUCUGCGGCAAGGACUGCCCAACUGGGGAACGGUGCACCAACAAGAGCCUGACUCGACGUCAACAGAAGGCGUACCGUGUGGUUUGGACAGGCUCCCGAGGGUUUGGAAUGCAGGCAGGCGAGAACAUUGCGGAGGGCGAGUUUGUCUUGGACUACCGUGGAGAGGUCAUCGACAUGGAGGAGUUCUGCAAUCGCAUUGACGGCGAGUACAAGGGCACGCGCAACUUUUACGCUCUCCAUUACGAUGGUGUCGAGGUUGUCGACGCGGGUAUGCGUGGCAACGACGCGCGGUUCAUCAACCACGGCUGCAGCCCCAAUCUCGAAGUGCGCAAGCUCGAGACUCUGGGUGAUGGGUUUGAGGAGUAUGAGAUCGGUUUCUGGGCCACUCGUGACAUCAAAGCUGGCGAGGAACUCCUCUACGAUUACAACUUUGAGGCGUUCUCGGUCGGCGAGCUGGCCAACGACGAAGUCCGUGUGCGUUGCCAGUGUGGUGCGUCUAACUGCGUCGGUUUCCUUGGCCGUCGGUCCGGCGAGAAGUCUGCCAAGGAGCUGGCGAGGGACAUGGGACGCCAGACCGAGGUCCGUGGCAAGCGCAAAGCAACACCUGGCGAGUUAGUUAGACCUCUCUUCGCCAAGCGCGGCCCCGGACGGCCUCGGAAGGACAUGCUCAUGCCUCCUCCUCCGCCUCCUCCAACCGCCGGCUCGAGUGCUGGACCGAGCGCUCCGAGCACAUCGAUUGCGAUUGACGCGGCUCAUGCAACGCCCAUCAAACGCAAGCCAGGCCGUCCUCGCAUACACCCCCUGCCGGAUCCCAACGUGCCCAGGCGCAAACCCGGACGCCCGCGUAUCCACCCGCUACCUGACCCGAGCGUGCCGCGACGCAAGCCUGGUCGCCCACGCAAGCAUCCGCCAGUUGUGCCUACUACUACCACUGCUCCAGCGCCACGCGUUUCUCCCAAGUCCUUUUGGGACUCUGGGUCUGCGCCUGGACCUAAAGCUAACCCCACGCUCGCUUCAGGCUCUGAAGCUGUUAGCAAAACUGUUACUGCUCCAGCUGUAAUGGUGACUGCCAGUGCUGGAGUUGCUGCUGUGGCUUCAGAGGCCGCUUCCGACCCAACCCAGACGCCCACGACCGGUCCAGAUGCAUCUAUCAAGAGAGAAGUGAUAGAGUCAGAGCAGCAUGAGUCUGAGGCAGGCCCUAUCGGCGUCGGUGCAUCCAACAAGCGAUCUGCACCCUACGCCAAGUCUGCACCGUUCCUCAAGAAGAAGAAGCCCGGCCCAGGCCGCCCUCGCAAGUACCCCCUUCCGUCACCACCGCCCGGAGCGAAACGUGGCCCUGGUCGGCCCCGCAAGAUCCGCAACCCAGAGGACGAGCUCCCUGUUCUGGGUCCGCGUAUCACGCCGAAGCAAGCCGAGAAGGCAAAGCGCAAUGGUGCGCCUGCGGGUUGGGCCUUUGUCCCAGUCGUACAUGGAGCACAGCCUGUGGCACAGCCUGCCCCUGCCCCUCCACGUGAGCCCACCCCUCCUCCAGCCUCCAACCGCGCGCUGCGAGCUGCGCGCCUGUCCUCUGUGCGCCAGGACACCCCAGGGGCGUAA
This is a messenger RNA of Cutaneotrichosporon cavernicola, 2763 nucleotides long. RefSeq lists its product as uncharacterized. Gene Ontology annotation, molecular function: DNA binding; protein binding; histone methyltransferase activity. Gene Ontology annotation, cellular component: nucleus. The transcript has 7 exons. The coding region runs from base 1 to 2763 and encodes 920 amino acids. NCBI's taxonomy places the organism in Eukaryota, Fungi, Basidiomycota, Tremellomycetes, Trichosporonales, Trichosporonaceae. The record is from RefSeq and is a predicted model, not a curated record.